Molecule: messenger RNA, 897 nt
Organism: Hyposmocoma kahamanoa
Lineage: Eukaryota; Metazoa; Arthropoda; Insecta; Lepidoptera; Cosmopterigidae
Product: cytochrome b5 domain-containing protein 1
Exons: 5
Coding region: 1-822 (273 amino acids)
Source: RefSeq, a predicted model, not a curated record
AUGAUUUAUACCAAACAACAGUGGUACACGCCGGCUGAGGUGGCGGUGCACAAUCGACCUAACGAUUGUUGGAUUUCUCUCAACGGACUGGUGUAUAACUUAACACCUUGGUUGGAGCAGCAGUUCAAACUGUGCCAUUGCGGAAAGUCUUGUUCGUGCCCGGUGAAGACCUGGUUCUGCAGUGACGAAUGUGUGGAAUACUGUAAUUGCUUCAAACGAGGAUUUUUGUAUUGCGACGCAAAAAGGCUGGCAAUGACAAUCAUCGCCUACGCCGGCAAAGACGUUAGCCAUUGGUUCAACGGCGAUGACUGGAUCAAAUAUAUCCACCCGAUCGUUGGCUCCAAGAUUAGAUACAUGCGCCACGGGCAGGGACAUCAACGGCCCGCGGUACCGUCUACGAGGUGGCGCCCUAUAGAAAAUCCUUGGUGGACUGAUGAGGCGCUCAUCAUUGGCAAGGCUACUGCGAAGACUCGGCCGAUUAGGAUUACCAAUACUAUGACAGGUUCCACGGUAACUUUAGAGGUCUGUUCUGAAGAAACGUUAUACCAAGUGAUGAUGCGCUAUAUGCCACACAACUCUCACUUAAACUCGUACACGUGGCGGUACCUCGGCCGUGGGUUGUGCUCUAACAAGACUCUUGCGCAGAAUGGGAUCCCUGAUGAGAGAGAGAGGUUUAAUGAUGUUGCAUUGCCAGAGAAUACACAUAUUCCAGCCAUUUUGAUUUAUUAUAAUGAUGAUUUGACUGAAGAUUUACCAAAACAAGAGUGCUAUUGUUACAACGAGUCUUGCAUAUCUCAUGCGCCUAACGUUUGCAAAGUAUGAUUUCUACAUUCUAUUGAUCUUCAUUUUACGGCGUGUUGGAGAAAUUUUAUUUGAAAUUUAUGUAUAUAUAAAAAU